AUGGGUGAUGUUGGGAAGGGCAAGAAUAUUUUUGUUCAGAAGUGGGCCUGGUGCCAUAAUGUGGAAAAGGGAGGCAAGCACAAGACUGGGCCAAAUCUCCAUGGUCUCUUUGGGCGAAAGACAGGUCAGGCUCCUGGAUUUUCUUACACGGAUGCCAACAAGAACAAAGGUAUCACCUGGGGUGAGGCUUUGGAGAAUCCCAAGAAGUACAUCCCUGGAACAAAAACGAUCUUCACUGGCAUUAAGAAGAGUGCAGAAAGGGCAGACUUGUAGCUUAUCUCAAAAAAGCUACUAACGAGUAAUAGU
This is a messenger RNA of Eptesicus fuscus (big brown bat), 306 nucleotides long. Its product is annotated as cytochrome c-like. Gene Ontology annotation, cellular component: mitochondrial intermembrane space. Lineage: Eukaryota; Metazoa; Chordata; Mammalia; Chiroptera; Vespertilionidae. The record is from RefSeq and is a predicted model, not a curated record. The transcript has a single exon. Gene Ontology annotation, molecular function: heme binding; electron transfer activity. The coding region runs from base 1 to 273 and encodes 90 amino acids. Gene Ontology annotation, biological process: mitochondrial electron transport, cytochrome c to oxygen; mitochondrial electron transport, ubiquinol to cytochrome c.